Marasmius oreades (fairy-ring Marasmius) is the source of this 961-nucleotide messenger RNA. RefSeq lists its product as uncharacterized. Lineage: Eukaryota; Fungi; Basidiomycota; Agaricomycetes; Agaricales; Marasmiaceae. The record is from RefSeq and is a predicted model, not a curated record. The coding region runs from base 75 to 776 and encodes 233 amino acids. The transcript is spliced from 3 exons.
AAGAACUGCGCCUGUAAUCUGCGUGCCGGCGACCCGCCAGCCAGUACUACACUUGUCCACUGACCAUCACUAUCAUGCCCACUACUAAAUCUUCCACGCUCUUUUCUCGUUCUAAUCCUGUUCCAUUCUCAAACAUAACCAAUGUGCAGGACGUUUCCGUGCCUUCGCAAAUCAAGAAACAAGCUUCGCAGGACCCCGCCAACGUACAGGACUUCUGUCUCCACAAUGAUCCUUUUCACUCCAUGUCUGAUUCUUACUACUGCUCUGAACUUGAAACUAUGUUUGGCUUCGCGUUCUUCGAAGACCUCGAUAACUUUUCUGUGUAUCGUCGCGGUGGCCAAACUCUCUCAGUGGCUUCAAGAUCGGUUUCUCGCUCACCAGAGGUGUUUAGGCUCGAAGAAGUUCUUGGAGGGGAAGAGGCGAGCUGUGACUUGGUAGAAACGGAUGUGGAACGGACACCGAUGUGCGAGUCCCCGGUCAUACUCUUACCACCAGUUUCCAAGGCUUUGCUUGGGAUCGUAGUCACUCCUCCUACUCCCACUAAACCAGAUUGUAAUCAUCAGCAAAAGCGCAUUAACUCAACGUUCUGGAUAUCUGAUAACGACUGGAAUGCGUCCGGCGAUGCUGCCUCAGAAUCGGACUCGGAUACGACCAGUGUUGAUGUCUUUGAUUGGAAUGCCCCUGGUGACGCAAUACUCGAGUUUCAGACAUGGGACGUCUACGGAGGAAUUGCGAUGGAUUUCCACGACAGCCAUGAGGCGGAGUGUAGUUCGUAGAAGCGACAACAUGUUUGCGAUAUGAGGGACGGUUGUACUAAAUUCACGCUCGUUUUCUAGUAUCACGUUCAGUGAGUAUUGUAGAGGCGUGUAUGCUCGUGUGUCAUUACAUUUGAUUCCUUCCUUCGAAAUUGAGGUCACACAUAAUCUUACAAGUCUUUUCUCCAACUCCUCAUUCUUCUCCA